This is a messenger RNA of Tinamus guttatus (white-throated tinamou), 1224 nucleotides long. Lineage: Eukaryota; Metazoa; Chordata; Aves; Tinamiformes; Tinamidae. The record is from RefSeq and is a predicted model, not a curated record.
GGGCGAGAGCAUGGACAACUUCAACUGGGGCGUUCGCCGGCGCUCCCUGGACAGCCUGGACAAGUGCGACAUGCAGCUGCUGGAGGAGAGCCAGCUCUCGGGGAGCACGCCCAGCCUCAGCAAAAUGAACCACGAGGACUCCGACGAGUCAUCCGAGGAGGAGGACCUGACCGCCAGCCAAAUCCUGGAGCACUCCGACCUAAUUAUAAAUCUUUCUCCAUCUGAAGAUACAAAUCACAUUGACUCACUUUCUACGUCAUGUGAGACAACCUCAGCAGACCCUCAUCAUUUCAAUAUAGGAACAUCUGGCUUUGAUGUCUCUUUGCCUGACAUGAAUAAUCUCCAAGUAUCUGAAACUUCCAAGGCUGAAGCCAUCCAUGAAGAGCAAGAUACAGCAGCCCAUGAAGAUGACCUUUCUGGGUCUACAAAUGAACUGCCUGGAGCAUUUGAAUGCAGUGAUAGCCUUAGCCUGGAUAUGACAGAGACUGAGGAGAAAGUUGACAGGCUGGAACAAUUUGCUCUUGCCAGUUUUGGAGAUGCCGACCGGAACGCCUCGCCGCCUCCCUCGCCGUUUUUCUCCGCCAUCCUCGCAGCGUUUCAGCCGGCAGCGUGUGACGACGCCGAGGAGGCCUGGCGCAGCCACAUCAACCAGCUCAUGGGCGACUCCGAUGGCUCCUGCGCCGUUUAUACAUUUCAUGUGUUCUCUUCCCUGUUUAAGAAUAUUCAGAAACGAUUCUGCUUCCUAACGUGCGACGCAGCUAGUUACCUGGGAGACAACCUGCGAGGAAUAGGCUCCAAGUUUGUCAGGUCUUCUCAGAUGUUAACAUCGUGUUCGGAAUGUCCGACCCUUUUCGUAGAUGCAGAAACACUUCUCUCCUGCGGUCUUCUUGAAAAGCUGAAAUUCAGUGUUCUAGAACUGCAAGAGUAUCUGGACACAUAUAACAACAGGAAAGAAGCAACUCUCUCGUGGCUUGCAAACUGCAAGGCAACAUUUGCUGGGGGCUCACGAGACGGAGUUGUCACCUGCCAGCCAGGGGACUCAGAAGAGAAGCAAAUGGAAUCUCUUGCACAACUGGAACUGUGUCAGAGAUUAUAUAAACUCCAUUUCCAGCUGCUGUUGCUUUUUCAAUCCUACUGUAAACUUAUCGGGCAGGUGCAUGAAGUCAGCUCCAUGCCAGAGGUACGUAAGAAACACUACAAAGUCUUCUACUGAAAAAGCACUUU